Messenger RNA from Schizophyllum commune H4-8, 900 nucleotides. RefSeq lists its product as uncharacterized. The transcript is spliced from 4 exons. The record is from RefSeq and is a predicted model, not a curated record. Bases 1 to 900 code for a protein of 299 amino acids. Lineage: Eukaryota; Fungi; Basidiomycota; Agaricomycetes; Agaricales; Schizophyllaceae.
AUGCGGGUGAAGCCCUGCGCGCGCACAGAUCAGCGCUACGAGCGCAAGUACCUCGAGCUCCUGGAGCGCCUGACGCGAUCGUUCAACGUGAAGCAACUGCAGCACUUUGCGGAGGAGUGCUAUGGGCUGGACGGGCGUGUGAAGGGGAAGAGUAGGCGGAAUAAGGCGGAGUGGGCCGCUCUCAUUAUGGAGGGGAAGUGGGGGUGGCCGUCAUUGGGGGAGGUGCAGAAGGAGCGCAGAGAUUGGUCGGAGGUCGUGACAGAAUCAUACCCUCUCGACGCGCGUGAGGCCUUCCUAUUGCUGGGACCCAAUGGGUCCAACCUCAAGAGUCUCUCCGUCCGACAUAAAGUGCACCUGUCCUUUUCGUCACGACCUCUCUCCGUCAAGGCCGAGGGCUUCCGCGGCUCUAUUGCACACCUUCGCGAGGCGAUCAAGCAUUUCCGCCAUGGAAUCCUAGAGGAUACCUUCGAGCUACCAGUCAAUGAACCCAUCAGUGAUGAUCUCUUGCAUCGCAUCUCCAGACGCGUCGGCGCAUACCUCCAGAACGAGCGCCCAGGCGUAGUACGCAUAUCCUACCGCAAGGGCCACGAAGCCGCAUUCGCUCAGGCGCAACGCCUCGUCGCGCGCAGUCUUUGCGAAACCGACACCACUCUCCACACCCCCGUCCUGGCCUACGCCCCCGCCGAUAUCAACAGCCUCAAGCCGCUGACCAUGUUCCCGCAAGCCUACUCCCUCUACCCCUUCCUCUCCCCGCGCUCCAUUCCCUGGACGCUCAACGUCUCCGGCGCGUUCCGCGUGCGGAAGGUGGGAGACUGGCUGCGUGUGCAUGGAGCGGAGGAGGUAGAGCGCACGGGGGGCUUGAGCGGGAGGCAGGGGAGGAAUAUUGGGCUGGAUGGGUGA